Messenger RNA from Anopheles nili, 1818 nucleotides. RefSeq names its product inositol-pentakisphosphate 2-kinase (gene Ipk1). The record is from RefSeq and is a predicted model, not a curated record. The coding region runs from base 1 to 1818 and encodes 605 amino acids. Gene Ontology annotation, biological process: inositol phosphate biosynthetic process. Gene Ontology annotation, molecular function: ATP binding; inositol-1,3,4,5,6-pentakisphosphate 2-kinase activity. Gene Ontology annotation, cellular component: nucleus. The transcript is spliced from 10 exons. NCBI's taxonomy places the organism in Eukaryota, Metazoa, Arthropoda, Insecta, Diptera, Culicidae.
AUGGGGAAGAUUAACGCCACCCACAGCAACUACUGCUACGAUAGCAUGCUGAAGCGAUCCGACGAUAAGUAUCUUCGGAGUUGCAGCAGAAUCGAACCGAUCGACGAGCGUCAUCCUUUCUAUCCGAACGAUGUUGUCGGGGAGGACGAUGAUGAUGAUGAUGAUGAUGAUGACGAUGAUGAGAUUGUCGAGUGUGCGAUCGAUGGCCGUCGAUCGAAUGAGCCGCAGCGAGAUCAUCUAGGACGGUGCGCGUAUCCUCGCAGGACACCACAGGAAUGGGAUGCGUGGGAUAAGUUCGCUGAGCUGCGGAACACACCGUCGGAAUCGUCGGAUGACGAGCGGGAACCCGGGUGUCAGGAGAUUCGUGAACGGAUCGACGAGAACCGGCUGGUGUAUCGGGCGGAAGGUAAUGCGAACAUUGUGCUCUCCCUAUCGGACAAUAAGCAUGUGCUAAGGAUGCGCAAAUCUACCGUCGAAUGUCGCGAAGGAAAAGGCGACUCCAACGUGGAUCUCCACCGGUUCGUCAAGUACUCGCACGUCAUCGCAAGUAAGUUCUCGUCGUGUUACGUGCCCGCCCCAAAACUGGCCCAUCUCAACACCUGCAACCUGCAGACGUUCAACGAACGCUUGCGAUGUUUCCGGCCCGCGAUGAGACUUGGCAAAGAAAUCCGUGAACUGGACGGCAUUCUCUAUCCUGACGUGGCGUUCCUGCCAGGAUGGUUGUAUCCUGAGCGAACGCGCGUCCUUAACCAGGACUCUAAAAUCUCUUCCACACCAACCCACUAUCAAACGUACUGCGUCGAAAUCAAACCGAAGCAGGGAUGGUUUACGUACCAAUUCUGUGAUAUCGCUCCCUCCCUCCCACCGGAGCUGACCAACGGCGGGGACCUUCGGAAGUGCCGUUACUGUUUGCAUCAAUAUUUAAAGCUCCAAAAGAAAUCGAUAGCCAAAAUUAGUAAAUACUGUCCUCUGGAUCUGUACUCCGGUAAACCAGUUCGUGUUCUCCAUGCCGUGAAAGGCCUUAUCGGUGCGCCGCAGAAUAAUUUCAAAAUACUGAAAAAUGGCAAGGUCGUGUACGACGACAAGCGCGAGAAGUCGGUGUUCAACCGGAUACUGAAGGAAAUGUUUCCCCGUGAUGGCCGCACAAAAGAGGAACGUAGCACAAUUUUCAUGAAUCUGAUCAAGGAAAUCUUGCUGAAAGACUUUACCACCAAUGACGAACAUUGCGAUCGGAAACUGUUGAACAUAAAGUUGGACCGGAAAAAGAAGGAUAAAAACCAGCUCCACGAGCGCGCUUGCAAUCCCAUCAAUCAACAGUUUCUCCCGGAGAGCUGCGCCUUACGGCAGAUUCUAGACGUUCAAAUGCUGGUGAAGUCGAGCAUUCCGAAGGUCGAUCCGUCGAAACUAGCCACAUCAUCCUCGAACCCGUACGGCUACAUAGACGAAAUGUACGAGAAGUAUUUGAACAGCAGGGAGCACACCAACGCGUACGACGGCCGCAGCAGCAACACCUGGCCGUCGGGACCUUUUGGCACCGAAUACCUGUCCGAGGAGGAGCAAUACCAGCUCGGUGCCACGGCCCUAGACUGUUCGAUUAUGAUCACCUUCCGCCGGCUGGUGGGCGACCGUCUAGAAGAGGACAGCUUGACCAUGGAGGCCCGGAAGCACAUAGUCAUCGUCGAUGGCAUGAAGUUUCUCGUGAACGUUACGAUCACCGAUUUGGAUCCUAAAUCGCUCAAACAUUACUCCAAAUACGUUGAACAACUGGCCGCAUCUGCGGUAGCAUAUCGUAACUUUAUCAGCAAGCUGCGACGCUAG